Mugil cephalus (flathead mullet) is the source of this 3162-nucleotide messenger RNA. RefSeq lists its product as uncharacterized. The transcript is spliced from 5 exons. Lineage: Eukaryota; Metazoa; Chordata; Actinopteri; Mugiliformes; Mugilidae. The coding region runs from base 530 to 2107 and encodes 525 amino acids. The record is from RefSeq and is a predicted model, not a curated record.
AGAGACGAACAACCAUUCACACGCACACCUAGGGUUAAUUAAGAGUCUAUUAUUAUUAUUAUUACACUAUAUUAUAUUAAGUGGGAAAGAGAACAUGGACACAGAAAGUGAAUUUAUUUUGCAGCGGUUGCAAAACAGUUUUUAAGGGAAAAAUCACAGAGGAAUCACCAAAUAAUUUUCUGUCUUUUAUGAAGCUGUUGUUAGUGUGUUAGUGUGCUAAUCCUUUGUUGUUUAUUCUUUUUUUAUCGAGUAUUUUCAAGUGCAUGUGACAACCCAGAUGACCUAGAUGAUUAAUGUUCUUUGUAACGACAUGUGAAGGUGUUUCACACAUUUCAACUCAACAAUCCAGACAACCAUGCAUCCUUGAAUGUGUGACUGAGAGAAACCUGAAGAACUGCUCUGUCCAAAGAAGUCUCUUAACAAGCCAAGUGACAUUCUCACGGUUCAUACUGCUGCUCACACCUUAUGGUAGAAGCAGCAACAGUGUAUAACAGAGAGUCUUGUUAAACAGUAUCAUAAAUAUAUAUUUAUGUUCAUUGUUUCUUAUUUUGUCAUCAUGACUGAAGACAGGCUCAUCUUGAUGAAAAGGACUUCACCACUGUCUUUGGUUUUAAUCUCAGUCCUUUGCUCCUUCACACUCGGAUCUUCAGACUUUCACCUUAUUAAUCUUUCAAAGAGCUACGAAGAGGCAAAGACCUAUUGCAGAGAGAUGUUUGCAGAUUUAGCAACAAUUAACAACCGAGCAGAUAUGAGUAAUUUGAUCACUCUAGUUUCAUCUGCGACUGCCAGAGCUUGGAUAGGACUGGAGAUUGGAGACGUGUGGCUGUGGCACUGGUCUUUGUCUGAUCAAAACUUAGAUUUUUUCAACUGGAAGUCUGGAGAACCACAGGUAACGAAUGAAGAAGCCUGUGCAGCAAUGGAUCAACACGGCGAGUGGUUUGAAAGUGACUGCAGUACUAGAAGAAAUUUUGUUUGUCAUGGCAGCAGUGAUGCCACUGGUUACCUUUUUGUUGCUGAGACCAAAUCAUGGAGGGACGCCCAAAGUCAUUGCAGGGGCUUGCUAUCUGAUCUAGUUAGCAUUCAGUCGGCACAGGAGAAUAUGGCAUUGCGUAAUGUGGCUGCAUCACAAACUGUGUGGAUUGGCCUCUUCAAAGACCCCUGGAAAUGGUCGGAUGGGAGUAACUCUUCAUUCCGUUUUUGGAAACCUUCUCAACCCAAUUACGCUCAAGGUCAGGAUUGCACUGCUGCUAUAUUUAGAGAUGGUGGGAAGUGGAAUGAUCUGAACUGCAACAGCAAGCGCAACUUUGUUUGUAGCGGGGCAAUCAAACCAAUUCCAGCUACCACCACUCAACAGACUACACAGGAGACCAUCACAACAGAUCAGAUGUCAACAAAUCCGACAAGUCCAACCACAAGCGGUUCACCUCCAGGGGUCGUCGUAACCUUUCAUUUCACUGUGGCUACAACUACGGAGCAAUCGAACACUACUAACGUCUCCUCCACAGCAGCACCAACUACAGGUGUGCAGACAACCCCAAAUACCACAGGUUCUGAGUCACUCACCUCAAGCGCAGAGCUGAACAAUACGACAACAGAAAUGUCGACUGUGACAGCAGCACGGCCGCCACUGAUGACUAAUGUGAAUACCACCACAGAAAGUGUCUCUGCAUCAGUGACAGGGACGUUAGCCCAAAGCACUACGCAAUCCUCAACUCUGAUGUCCACCAGCCAAAGUUUGCAUGCAGAAACCCUGAUACUUAUCCAGGAAAACAAGACUUGGAUUGAAGCCAUGAGUUACUGCAGGGAGCACCAUAUUGACCUUGUCCACAUCACAGGCAAAGAUAUUCAGGACGAGGUGGCCCAUAAGGCAAAGAACGCCACAUCGCCCCAUGUUUGGAUGGGUCUACACUACACCUGCAGCUUUAAAUACUGGUUCUGGACAAAGUUCACAUCUAGCUGUUACCAGAACUGGCUAGAUGGACAUGGACCUGAAAGGGAAUAUGACUGCGGUGUCAGUGGCGCCGUUGAGGCCACUGGGAGGCAGCAGUGGGUCGGCUUGCCUGAGACAGAAAAACUGAAUUUUAUCUGCUCUGCAUGUGCUGUAUGAGUGAGGAGACGCCAGGGACACUUUAAACAGUGCUGAUGUAGAAGUUUGGAAUUGUAUGAAGGUGUAUGAAGAAGUAUACAUUUGUCUCUGUUUGGAUGGAUUUAACACUCAGAACCAUACAGACAAAUAUAACACCAAGCUAAUGGUAACUGUGAUGGACUUAUCAGGGUAGUUUUAACUAUAACCAACUAUGCUAGGACGUUAUACUUCUGCCAUUGUUCAAAUACACCUGCCCCCUCCAUUGUUGAGACGGAAUUUCAUUAAAUAUGAAAACAUUACGGCGUGUAGGCGUGCACAUUCACAGUCAUGGGCGGCAAGAGUGAUGUGAGAAAAUUGAUCUGCUCUUUGCUUUUCAUUUGGGGGUUGCUAUUUGCAUAUUGACCCCCCGGGUUGGGCCCCAAGCUUGUCUUUCUUAGACCACCGCGGCCAGUGUGGCCCCCAAUCCAGACUGCCUGCUGCCCUCACUGACCUGACCUUCACCAGCAUGGAGGACACAGCUCACAGACACUCACCUUCCUGUCUGCACCCCUGGCGUACACAGAGCAUCAUCAGAUCAUGGAUACGGGAUCGGACGGUACAUUAUUAUCGUUGAAGAUUGAAUAUAACUUAUCUGUUCUACAGCCUUUGAUGUCACUUGUACAUUAACUUUCUUAACUGUUGAUUCAGAGAGGCUGUCACUGGUGAAGAUUCAUCUGACUUUAUAUAUGUUCAUAUUGUUCCAAUACAACAUGACUUACAUUCACGUACCUAACUUUUAGAAAUAGAGUGUGCUCAUGAAAAAAAAGAAAAGGUUUGAAAAAUGGUAGGACACAGGAAAUAUGUUGCUUGAUACUGUAAGUUAUCAACUUCUAUCACUUAGGUGAUGUGCAACCACGAUUGCUCCCAGUAGAUCACAUAUGUAGAACUACUAUUGUAUCUUAUUUUUUUCUAUUUAUUUAAGGGUUACUUUCCUGUGUGAUGUGUGCACUCUCCCUUAAACUGUAUGUAUUCUGAAACAGUGCAAAUGACUCCACUGUGGGAUAAAUAAAGGACCUCCCCAUCGUAUCAUAUCAUAA